Messenger RNA from Ilex paraguariensis (yerba mate), 2643 nucleotides. The record is from the annotation of a GenBank genome assembly. Lineage: Eukaryota; Viridiplantae; Streptophyta; Magnoliopsida; Aquifoliales; Aquifoliaceae.
AUGCACACCAAUACCGACAUUUUGUUUUCUCUCACAUGUCUAUUUGUUUUGUUCAUUUCUCUCCAUGCAGCAAGCUCUAGCCCAAAACCGAACCCAUUGAUCCUUAACUGUGGCUCUUCAAAUGGUGGAACCGACACCGAUGGCCGGAAAUGGGAAUCCGAUUCGAAAUACCUCGUGUCUUCAGAUAAAUCCGUCAUGGCCAAGGCUGAUUUCCAAGACCCUUCACUCUCAUCUGAAAUACCCUACAUGAAUGCUAGAAUUUUUUCGGCGGAAACGACGUACAAAUUCGACGUUAAUUCGACUAGUCGGUAUUUUCUUAGACUCCAUUUCUAUCCAUCUUCUUACCCCAAUUUCAACAUCUCCAAUUCCUAUUUCUCUGUUAUGGCUGGUGGUGUCACCCUCUUGAAUAAUUUCAGUGCUUCAACAACAUGUGAAGCUCUAUCACAAGCUUACGUUAUCAAAGAAUAUUCUCUUGCGAGUCUAAAUUCUGAUGUUUUGAAUGUCACAUUCAAGCCUUCUGAUAAAUAUCCGGGUUCGUUUGCAUUUGUUAAUGGUAUUGAGGUCAUUCCAACGCCAGAAUUAUUUGAUGACGAUACUGAAUUAGUGGGUUUUGGUCUUGACGCAUCGAGUUCGGGGGAUGCCAGCACCAUCCAGGCCAGCAUUGCCAAUAUGCAAACAAUGUACAGAUUGAACGUUGGUGGACAAUAUAUUCCUGCGACAAACGACUCAGCCGGUCUUAUGCGAAGCUGGUACGACGAUUCGCCCUAUGUCUAUGGUGCUGCCACUGGUGUCACCUCUGAGGCGAAUAUGACAGUCGGGUACAAAGGUUUAUCACCUUCUAUAGCUCCACUUGAUGUGUACAAAACUAUGAGAUCACAGGGUCCUGAUCCGAAUGUCAACAAGAACUUUAACCUUACAUGGGUUUUCCAGGUUGAUGCCAAUUUCACCUAUCUUGUGAGAUUUCAUUUCUGUGACUAUCAGAUUGACAAGGCAAACCAGAGAGUUUUCCAGAUAUUCAUUAACAACCAAACAGCCAUAGAAACCGCAGACGUUUAUGGAUGGGUUGGUGAGAAAGCUGCUCCUAUGAAGAAAGACUAUGCCAUUUAUGUCAAUGAACAACCAGGAGAUGAAGAACUCUGGGUGGCACUUCAUCCCUCACCCGAUUUGUUGCCCGAAUUUUACGAUGUCAUUCUCAAUGGUUUGGAAGUGUUUAAGAUUGGUGACUCGAAAUCAAACCUGGCUGGUCCUAAUCCUGUGGUAUCAGAUAUGAUGAAGAAGCAAGAGCUAGCUAAUCAGGAAGCAAAGGCGUUCGCCCCGAAAAAAUCAUACACCAAGGAACUUAUAGGUGGAGCUGCAGGAGGAGCUGCUGCUUUUACUUUAGCUGCUGCUAUAUUCUUCGUGGCCUACAAUGCUAAGAAGAGAGUUGGUGGAUCGGACUCACGAACGUCUAGUUGGUUACCAAUCUAUGGGAAUUCACACACAACAGCUAGCAAAUCAACCAUAUCUGGGAAGAGCCAUGGUAGCACCACAAAUAUUUCAUCUGAUGCUGCGUGUAAUUGCCGAUACUUCUCCUUGGCAGAGAUCAAACAUGCCACCAAGAACUUCGACGAGUCUCAUGUUAUUGGUGUUGGUGGCUUUGGGAAGGUGUAUAGAGGUGUCAUUGAUGGAGAUACAAAAGUUGCAGUCAAAAGAUCAAACCCUUCUUCAGAACAAGGUGUUAAUGAGUUCCAGACUGAAAUAGAGAUGCUUGGAAAGUUAAGGCAUAGACAUUUAGUUUCUCUAAUUGGGUUCUGUGAGGAGGGUAAUGAGAUGGCUUUGGUUUAUGAUUACAUGGGACAUGGAACAAUGAGAGAACAUCUCUAUAAAGGAAACAAGAUCACUCUUUCCUGGAAGCAAAGGUUGGAGAUAUGUAUUGGGGCGGCUCGUGGACUCCAUUAUCUUCACACUGGUGCCAAGUACACCAUCAUUCACAGGGACGUGAAGACCACGAAUAUCCUCCUGGAUGAGAAGUGGGUUGCCAAGGUUUCGGAUUUCGGGCUCUCGAAAACAGGUCCUAACAUGAAUCAAGGCCAUGUUAGUACUGUGGUGAAGGGAAGUUUUGGCUAUUUAGAUCCUGAAUAUUUCAGGAGGCAACAAUUGACAGAGAAAUCCGAUGUGUACUCAUUUGGGGUUGUUCUUUUUGAGGCAUUGUGUGCAAGGCCAGCUCUCAAUCCAAGCCUUCCAAAGGAACAAGUCAGUCUAGCAGAUUGGGCACUGACUUGCCAGAGGAAAGGAGUACUUGGAGACAUUGUUGAUCCACACCUCAAAGGAAAGAUAAACCCCGAGUGUUUGAAGAAGUUCGCAGAAACAGCCGAGAAGUGUUUAGCUGACCAUGGAACUGAUCGUCCCUCUAUGGGUGAUGUGUUGUGGAACCUUGAAUUUGCUCUGCAAUUGCAAGAAAACCCAGAUGGACCUAAACCGGUUUCAAGGGGAGGCGAAAGCAUGGACUACGAUAACUUUGAACAAAUCGACCACAACAGUUUCUUGGCAAUGCAUAGGAGCACCCUAAGCCUUGGAAGUGAACAAGACACGACUGAGCAGCAAUCAACAGAUGAUAAUGGUAACGAUAUCUUCUCCCAGAUUGUUAAUCCGAAGGGGCGGUGA